Cadophora gregata is the source of this 1006-nucleotide messenger RNA. RefSeq lists its product as uncharacterized. The transcript has 2 exons. The coding region runs from base 332 to 757 and encodes 141 amino acids. The record is from RefSeq and is a predicted model, not a curated record. Lineage: Eukaryota; Fungi; Ascomycota; Leotiomycetes; Helotiales; Ploettnerulaceae.
CAUAAUUCUCAGCUCGCCUACGAUGGGCUUCCUAGAUCGUCGAAAAUUCGCAUUCGCUUAUUCUGACCAGGACUGAAAGGACAUAUUAGAAGCCCGCCGUAGGCGAGCUGACGAUUACCUUCUUGAUCGGGGCAGCUGAGGAGACAACGAAUGUCCGGUUAGCAAAAAUGGAGCUCUCCUGCUCCGAUCCAACAAAAUAGCCUCAGAUACUCACUCCACCACAAUCUCAUUAUCUAGAUACGCCCUUCCAUCAAUUACCAGGCCUCGCCACUACUCUCCAGGACAUCUCCAAACAGUCCAAAAUUCGUUUACACCACAUCAAACAAGAAUCAUGUUGCAUUCAGGCUUCAUCAUUUUGUUGGCAUCGAUCAUGAUGCCGGCCUCCUUCGCAUCAGCGCAGAACUCGAGCGCAGACCCAGUCUGCGACAAAAACGUUCUACCCGACGUGAUCGACUCGACACUCGGAAAGCAAGGCGAGGUCUGCGGUUUCCCACUUGCAGUGCACCUCAACUUCACCCAAUGCUGUGCCCAAAACCAACCAAUAUACUACACAGGUCCAUGCACGCAAUACUGCUUGGCGGACAAGAAUCAAACAGCUGAUUUUUCGGACUGUGUUGGCCAUAUUGCGUACCGUCAAAAUUUUACGCUUGGGAUUUCUGGCUGUCAGAAAAGCGGCGCCAUGAGAAGUCGUAAAGGGACUUGGGGAGGGGUGUCUCUGGGGUUGGGAGUUGCAGUUGUGGGAUUUGCUUCGAUGUGAGGGUUUUGCAUUUUACGACGGCUGGCUUUGAACAAGAGUUUAUGAUAGGGCAUGAGCUCGAGCAUUAUUCAACUUUAUGUCGUGCCAGACUUCCAACCACUUUGAUCGAUGUUUUAUCUGUUUGGAUAAAUUGAAUUGACGUGGUCUGUCCAUGGUACACUACCACAACAGAAAAUUGAUUGUGCUCGUGCUUCAAUUUUUAAAGUCUCUUGUUUGUGUGUCAUCCGCACGACAAGACUAGAACAUGUC